This is a messenger RNA of Galeopterus variegatus (Sunda flying lemur), 2406 nucleotides long. RefSeq names its product cholinergic receptor, muscarinic 3 (gene CHRM3). Gene Ontology annotation, biological process: positive regulation of smooth muscle contraction; chemical synaptic transmission; saliva secretion. The record is from RefSeq and is a predicted model, not a curated record. Gene Ontology annotation, cellular component: plasma membrane; dendrite; synapse. Gene Ontology annotation, molecular function: G protein-coupled serotonin receptor activity; G protein-coupled acetylcholine receptor activity. The coding region runs from base 27 to 1799 and encodes 590 amino acids. NCBI's taxonomy places the organism in Eukaryota, Metazoa, Chordata, Mammalia, Dermoptera, Cynocephalidae. The transcript has a single exon.
UCCCCAGACUAUGUCAGAGAGUCACAAUGACCUUACACAAUAGCAGUUCAACUUCGCCUUUGUUUCCAAACAUCAGCUCUUCCUGGAUACACAGCCCCUCAGAUUCAGGGCUGCCCCCAGGGACAGUCACGCAUUUUGGCAGCUACAACAUUUCUCGAGCAGCUGGGAAUAUCUCCUCUCCAAAUGGUACCACCAGUGACCCUCUGGGAGGCCACACCCUCUGGCAAGUGGUCUUCAUCGCAUUCCUAACGGGUUUCCUGGCCUUGGUGACCAUCAUUGGCAAUAUCCUGGUCAUAGUGGCAUUCAAGGUCAACAAGCAGCUGAAGACUGUCAACAACUACUUCCUCUUAAGCCUGGCCUGUGCCGAUCUGAUUAUUGGGGUCAUUUCAAUGAAUCUGUUUACUACCUACAUCAUCAUGAAUCGAUGGGCUUUGGGGAACUUGGCCUGUGACCUCUGGCUUUCCAUUGACUAUGUGGCGAGCAAUGCCUCUGUCAUGAACCUUCUGGUCAUUAGCUUUGACAGGUACUUUUCCAUCACGAGGCCGCUCACCUACCGAGCCAAGAGGACGACAAAGAGAGCUGGCGUGAUGAUCGGCCUGGCUUGGGUCAUCUCCUUUGUCCUCUGGGCUCCUGCCAUCUUGUUCUGGCAGUACUUUGUUGGGAAGAGGACUGUGCCUCCGGGGGAGUGUUUCAUUCAGUUUCUCAGUGAGCCUACCAUCACCUUCGGCACGGCCAUUGCCGCCUUUUACAUGCCUGUCACCAUCAUGACUAUUUUAUAUUGGAGGAUCUAUAAGGAAACCGAGAAACGUACCAAAGAGCUGGCUGGGCUGCAAGCCUCUGGGACAGAAGCAGAGGCAGAAAACUUUGUCCACCCCACGGGCAGUUCUCGAAGCUGCAGCAGUUACGAACUUCAACAGCAAAGCACGAGACGCUCAGCCAGGAGGAAGUACGGCCGCUGCCACUUCUGGUUCACAACCAAGAGCUGGAAGCCCAGUGCUGAGCAGAUGGACCAAGACCACAGCAGCAGUGACAGCUGGAACAACAAUGAUGCAGCCGCCUCGCUGGACAACUCUGCCUCCUCUGACGAGGAGGACAUUGGCUCCGAGACGAGAGCCAUCUAUUCCAUUGUGCUCAAGCUCCCAGGCCACAGCACCAUUCUCACCUCCACCAAAUUGCCCUCCUCAGACAACCUGCAGGUGCCCACGGAGGAGCUGGGGCCAGUGGACUUGGAGAGGAAGGCCAGCAAGCUGCAGACACAGGAGAGCAUGGACGGUGGAGACAGUUUCCCAAAAAGCUUCUCAAAGCUUCCCAUCCAGCUAGAGUCAGCCGUGGACACCGCCAAGACUUCUGACGCUGACUCCUCAGUGGGCAAGACCACGGCCACUCUACCUCUGUCCUUCAAGGAAGCCACUCUGGCCAAGAGGUUUGCUCUGAAGACCAGAAGUCAGAUCACUAAGCGGAAAAGGAUGUCCCUCGUCAAGGAGAAGAAAGCCGCCCAGACCCUCAGUGCCAUCUUGCUUGCCUUCAUCAUCACCUGGACCCCCUACAAUAUCAUGGUUCUGGUGAACACCUUUUGUGACAGCUGCAUCCCCAAAACCUAUUGGAAUCUGGGCUACUGGCUGUGCUACAUCAACAGCACCGUAAACCCCGUGUGCUAUGCCCUGUGCAACAAAACAUUCAGAACCACCUUCAAGAUGCUGCUGCUGUGCCAGUGUGACAAAAAAAAGAGACGAAAGCAGCAGUACCAGCAAAGACAGUCGGUCAUCUUUCACAAGCGUGUGCCCGAGCAGGCCUUGUAGGGUGAGGUUUGAUCGCUAGCAGUGACAAGACGCACAUGCCAACCCACCAACCUUAGGAGGAGUAAGGUGGGGGCGGGGGUGAUUUCUGGCCAUGAUAAAAAUGUUUUUCUCACCCAGGUGUGAGAGAAGCUGCCUGUUUACCGAUCCAUUGAAUAAACCUCUUUUAAUAUAAAAGUCAAAUACCAAUUCAGCCCCCCCCAAAAAAUAGCAUACUACUGAAUAUAAAGAAAUUUAUUCUGAAAUAGACUUUUAAGUGUUUGUUCUUAAAGAGGAAAAAAAUAUUGCUUCAUAGCAAAUUAUAAAUUGAUUUGCCUGGGUCUCUUAAUUCCCAUUAGCUUUGGAAUCUCAGAUGAGUAUAGCUGGCCCUGUUGCCACAUCCUUCCCAAGGAUCCCAAAAGUGUCCAUGCGACCCCACAUGGAACAGAGCAGGCUUGUGGGUCUGCGGUUCUGCAGUUACUUCGUACGUUGCAAAGCUGAACCUUCUUGCCCCAAUAGAGCUUCCUGUCUUCUCUAUUGUGUUGUUAAACUCUAUUUAUGGACUUGAUUCUUGCAAAGUACUGUUUUGUGCAGUUCAAGUUUCGUACAAAUAAAAAUACAUAAGUAUAUA